This is a messenger RNA of Rosa rugosa (rugosa rose), 1164 nucleotides long. RefSeq lists its product as uncharacterized. The record is from RefSeq and is a predicted model, not a curated record. Lineage: Eukaryota; Viridiplantae; Streptophyta; Magnoliopsida; Rosales; Rosaceae. The transcript is spliced from 5 exons. Bases 37 to 1065 code for a protein of 342 amino acids.
UCACUGCCAGAUGCUGAACGUAAAAGGCUAGAACAGAUGGUAGCACAACAGAAAUUGGACGAUGUACCAGAGGAUGUUCGGGAAGCAAUAAGACAGAUGGACGCUGCAGAAAAUGCACAAAUCAAUAAAGAGCAAGAAGAGAAGCAGCUACCUCCUGAGGUCGUAGACUGGGAGGAGAGCAAAGUAUACAAAUUUAUGGACCAGGACACCAAGAGGAGAGUCCAGAAAUACUGGCAAAAUGCACCAUCAGGAGUAUACUUCUGGGAUGGAAGACAGUAUGGAGCACAAGUUUCAAGACAGGAUUUAAAAGACAUGAUCAUGGACGAACCGAUAGCAAGCAAUUGCAUCGAAUGUUAUGGAAUUCUCUUGACUGAUCAGCUGUUGGAGAAAGAAUCACAAGGAUUGGAUGUCCCAACUUUUAUGAAUCCCUUGUGCUGGAAUUCUGCAGAAAAUUUGACGGUGUAUUAUGUACAUCUGUACCUAUGCGAACCACUGUUCCAGAAUCUGGCAAGAUCCAACUAUAUAUUGUUCCCAAUCUCACAUGAAUCAGGAUUUCAUCAUACACUGCUCAUUUUUGACAAGGAAUUAAAGAACUGGUACCACUGUGAUUCAAAAAGACCGAAAAAAUCAUCAACUGGAAAAUCCUUUAAAAAUGUACAAAAAAUGGUUGACAUGGUAGAACUUUGGAUGACAGUAGUAAAAGAACAAGCCGAUGACAUGCUGGAACAGGGAUGCAGAAUGAAAUUUGAUGAAAAGAACAGUUCAGAAGAAGAACUGAAAAUGAUGGAAGUUCCAUUGACUGAAACCGAGAGAGAAAGCAUAAAGUGGAUCAAGAAUAACUAUAAAACAAAAAUGGCAGUGACAGAACUCAAAGACAGCCCUCAGCAAGGAGAAGAUUCAUUGGAUUGCGGACUUUUUGUAAUGUACACAAUGGAGACAAUUUCGAAAAAAGGGAGAGUUCCAAAGAAGCUCACAAAGGAUGAUAUUUUGAAGUUUAGAGCUCAUGUUGUAAAGUCAUUUGCAGAAAGUAGGCACAGCUGGAACUCAACACAUGAAGAAUCGUAGAAAUUUGUUUAGGGAAUAGGAUAGGUUAUAUAGUUUUUUCGAAUUGAUUCAUCAUAUAUAUCCAUUCAUUUGUUCAAUCGGAAUUUCAAUUUUUUAAUA